This is a messenger RNA of Paramuricea clavata, 719 nucleotides long. The record is from the annotation of a GenBank genome assembly. Lineage: Eukaryota; Metazoa; Cnidaria; Anthozoa; Malacalcyonacea; Plexauridae.
AAGGUCUAGAAAAAAACAGAAAUGUCAAGAUACUGACCCUGGAUGGAGCAGGUGCAAGAAAAUUGCCAAAAUAUGACUGGCCUGAGAGAUUGGUGUACCAGACACCAGCAGCACAUAGGAUAAUUGAAAAAGAAGGCGUAAUCAUGGAUGAUGGAUCACAAAAACUGAUAACAAAAAAUGAAUUGCACGUUGUGGUGGUAAGACCAAAAGCUUAUGUUUCUUCUACUGGUACGUCAUGGGCAAACGAAACUCAUAGGCUAAGAUGUGAGUAUCCAGAUGUUCACGAAGUACCCGUCUCAGGUGAUCAAUCUGUGUCGUAUUCAGCUAAUUUUCGGCGAUUUUGUGCCACAGUUCAAUGUGAUAUUUUCAUGCUGAAUGAUAUGACGAUGAUGGAAGAUCUCCAGAAGAUGAAACUGCAGGGGCCUUGCAUUCAUCAAAGCUAUGAAUUGAAGCGUUUGGAACAUUUUCUACACAGAAAGGAAAUUGCUUUCGCUGAAGUAGAUCUAAAGAGGGCAGUAUUAUGUGAAGGCGAAGGAACAUUAGUGGAUGAAAUUAAACGUUUGAAAUUAAACGUGACUACUCACUGCAGUAAAUUGGCAGAGAUCAUUAAAGAGGCAAGACGGCCUGAACUCUCUAGUUACAAAGAACUUCAAACGCAAGCACAAGAGGUUCUAACUUUUCUAGAGUCUUUGAGAUUGCCACAAGUCAAACCAAGAUAG